UCUUAAGAUAUAGUCGAAACACACGUUGCAACUACUGCAAUGUGAUUUUCUUUUCAUGUCAAUAUUAGUAAUAUACGUCGAUCUUUGGGCUAAUUUCGACCAAAAAAAGACCAAAUUUCGACCUCGAUUUUUGGGCUAAAAGACGGCCAGGACGGGCCGACUUGAUUUAGCCCCAAAAAAGACGUCCAAAUGAGGUCUAGUGCUGGGUGGGGGGGGUUUGUGGCGCGUCACUUCAAAGCGCCCACGCUAUGAGUUUCACCUCUGCUCGCCUAAAGUUGAACUUUAUAAAAACUAAUAAAACUUCACAAAACAAUCUGACUUCUGAAAAACGUGAGAAGGAGCUUUUUUAAUAUGCACGCGCAGAUAGCUGCACCACUGCACGACCAAAGUGCGCCCUUUAGGUCCGCCCUCUCGUAUUUCUUUUCCGGUGUGAAUUACAAUUUCCGUUCAUCUGACUAUAUGUAAUCUCGGAGCGUCACCACAGGAAAUAUGUGGUGACUGCCGUUCUUGUAAGCACAGUGUAGGUAUGAAUUUAGAUCUUUUGUAUUUGAAAAAAAUCACUCCUUUUUGCCAGAGUAUGAAAAAGGGUUGAAAUAUCGCGAUAGAUAGCCAUAUCGAUUCCCCAUCCACCCCUACUGCUGAAGGAUUUAAACGUCGUCCACAUUUAUACCAUAAGACAGUAUCAAACCGAAAGUAUGAUUACAAUAGUUCAUCACUCGAUGUCUGUGGGUUUUUGGGUUUUUGGUAAAUCACCCGAAAUAAAGCAUGUGGUAAACAAAACCUUUGAACUUCAAAAAAUAUUUUCACGUUUUAAUCUAUGACAUAAAACACACCAAUUAACCCGCUUGUGUUUUUUUAAAAGCCUUAUUGUGUCCAAAUAACGGCGGUUGCUAACAAGUUGCUAAAAGUGACCACUUCCUUUGGUGGGGUAGACGUCAUAGCGCAUGUAGAGCUCACAAAUAAUGCAACAUGGGCACAAAUCUCAAAAAAUGUGGAUGCAUUCAUAGAGUAAUUACUCAUCAGGGAACACAUUUUUAAUAAAGUUUAAAAGAGUUGUCGGAGGCUUGGUGGUGACGUUGAUUUAGACCGACCUUAAGUGUAGUCUGUUAGCAUUGUGUAAGCUUUUUAUUUCUACCGAUUGCAUUUCGGCUUCAAGUAACAAAUGUGGUGUCAGUUUGUAAAGAUGAUCUUGAUAGACAAAACAAGUAAGUGUCAUAGCCCUUUAAACACUGCUAGCACUUCCUUUGUGAGAUUUUCCCAAAGUCUAUGGGAAUGCAUAGGCUUUUGAUCGAGGAAAGCCGUGCGUGCGCAGCCAACUUCCGGGUUGGCAAACAAAAGUGAAAGUGAGCUAUUUGUCAGGUAUGGUGACACAUCCCAGACCAGACAAUUUAACCCAUCCAGUGAGUAGUGAACACACACACAGCAAGUGGUGAACACACGUACACCCGGACACGUACAGUGGGCAGCUAUAACUGCAGCGCCGGUGUACGCAGUAUGUCCGAAAUGUAGUCAUACUAAACCCUCAAUUUUCAACCUUUAUUCAUUUGACAUUACGAUUUAUUUCCCCCACUCUGCGACAUUACUUUUUUUAAUGUUUAAAUGUUUUUCUCAAAAGCUUGUUUUUUCCUCAAUAAUACAAGUUUCUUAUCAAUUAUUGUAACCCAUUUUACUAUUUAAUGAAAUUGUUCUCACAGUUCACAGGGACAGACAGUGUUUAAAGAUGUUAUUUAUUGGGAUGUGCAUUGGAAUGAUAUGCUCUCUGAUUUUAUGGUCUCAAAUGGGUAAUGAAAGAAAGAAACAAUCUCCACACAGCUUUAUGCUUCAGCACUUUGCAAAACAUCAUAACUCCAGCUCCCCUGUUGAAAUGAGUUCAGAAGAGUCACCAACAAGCUCAUUUUACUCUGAAUUUGGAAUCAGUUCAGAAUGUUACUCCAGUUUACAGCAGGCGCUUUACUGGGCUGGACCAGACAGAUCCAUUACAAAUGUAUCCAUGAGUACAAGUCCAGCACACUCCACAUUCACCAUUCAGAAUCUGAAAGACAGCUACCAAAUAGGGGAGGAGCUUUAUGUUAUGAUCCAUGCGAGAGAUUUUAAAAAUAAUAUCAAACCUUAUGGAGGGGACUUCUUUCAAGCCAAGCUGUUUUCAUCCAAAAAGGCCAGUGUGUUUGGGGAGGUGGUGGACUUGCUCAACGGCUCUUACUCUGUGCGUAUUCUUCUGCCGUGGGUGGGGCAGGCACAGGUUGCUGUGCGUCUGAUCCACUCCAGUGAAGCUGUGCAGGUCCUCAAGCAUCACAGAGACACAGAUUCUGACAGAGUGUCUUUCUUUGGAUACUUUGAAGGACCAGGACCAAAUGGGAUCAAGCUGAAAGAAACAGUGUUGUGUAAUAUGAAGUCAGAUAAAAAUGGAUUAGAAAGACUCAAAAAUGGAAAUUGCUGUUGUGAAUAUAAGGAUUCUCGCACUGGAGUGGAAUGGCGCUGCCAGAAACCCAAAUCUCUGCCAUGCAGUGCCCGUGUAUACCACUCUUUUGCAGAGUACAUCAACCACGUGACUGCUGAAGAAGCAAUGUUUUUGAAUCCAAGUAACAAAGGUAUCAAUGGACAAAAAAGCACAAUCAUGAUUCUUCCUUCGAAUGGAAGUACGAGUAUUGAUGUAAGAGAGAAAUGUCGUCCUGGUUUGCACUCACCUGUUCCAUCCGGCUUUUACCUGAAAGAUGUGUGGACGUCCUUUGUGUGUAAAACUCGUCAAUUUACUACUCAAACAACAACACAGUGUCUGAAGGACAAACACAUCUAUAUGAUGGGAGAUUCUACAGUGAGACAGUGGUUUGAGUUCUUGCUGAAAGCUGUACCAACUUUGAAGAGGAUGGAUCUGCAUGUUUUAUAUCAGGCAGGUCCUCUGAUAGCAGUGGAUGUGGGGAACAACAUCGACUUACACUGGAGAGCUCACGGUAUUCCUCUGCGGUGUCGGAAAACUGAACUUACAAAUCUUCACUACACCAGUAAUGAGAUUGAUGACCUGACGGGAGGACCUCACACUGUUGUUGUAUUUCAUCUGGGGAUCCACUUUACGUCGUUUCCUUUUGAUUUCUUCACCCACAGAGUGUUGGGGGUUCGAAGAGCUGUCCUAGAUUUACUACAGCGAGCACCAGCAACUACUGUUAUCAUCAAAACUGUCAACACUGGAUUUAAGGAUGUGUUUACCAGCGACUGUUAUUCUCUUCAGUUGGACAGAAUUCUGCGGUGGGCUUUUCAGGAUGUUGGUGUUUAUAUUUUGGAUGUAUGGCAAAUGACAUCCUGUCACUACAACGAAGAGAACAUUCAUCCAGGGCCUGUCAUCAUCAAAAAUGAGAUUGACAUUUUACUUUCUUUUAUUUGCCCUGAAUAAGUUUUUCACAGCAUUUGGAGACACUCUUUUUAAGUAAUGUAAAACUUUUUUUUGGUUUCUUAAAUUAACUCAAUUACAAUUAGCAUAAAUAAUACAUUCAAAAACAAUACACUUUUUUGUUUACUUUCAGAGUCCCUGAACUUUUAUUAAUGUAACUUAGCUUUCAUGUUUAUCUUUAACAGUUUGUUCACUGAGUGAAAUAAUUAAUGUUGGUUAAUAGAUAAUAAUAAAUUCCUCAAUAAAAACGUAUUGGUAAAGUAUCACCAAAAUAACAUA
Molecule: messenger RNA, 3661 nt
Organism: Triplophysa dalaica
Lineage: Eukaryota; Metazoa; Chordata; Actinopteri; Cypriniformes; Nemacheilidae
Product: NXPE family member 3-like
Exons: 7
Coding region: 1721-3385 (554 amino acids)
Source: RefSeq, a predicted model, not a curated record